Molecule: messenger RNA, 4450 nt
Organism: Lineus longissimus
Lineage: Eukaryota; Metazoa; Nemertea; Pilidiophora; Heteronemertea; Lineidae
Product: RNA polymerase-associated protein RTF1 homolog
Exons: 16
Coding region: 54-2195 (713 amino acids)
Cellular component (GO): Cdc73/Paf1 complex
Molecular function (GO): DNA binding; RNA polymerase II C-terminal domain phosphoserine binding
Source: RefSeq, a predicted model, not a curated record
ACCACCAUUUUGUUGAAAAGUGAAGGCGACUUGUAAAAUUCUCUCCAAAAGUCAUGAAAAUGAAGCGAAAGAAGAAUCGCGCUCUGAUCGAUUCAGACUCGAGCGAUAGCGACAGUCCUGAAGAUCUUGAUGAGGAAUUGGCAGCUUUGGCCAAAAGGAAGAAGCCAAACCGUGAGCGGGAAUCUGGCAGCUCUGCAGCAAAGAUUAGUGAGGACUCGCAGACUUCAGAGAGUGAUGAUGAUUGGAGAGCUGACGGCAAGAGAAGUAAGAAGAAGAAGACCAAGCGUCCGGUCAAGAAGGUCCGUGUGCAGCUGUCGUCUGAGAGUGAGGAAGAAAGUGAUCGUCAGGAAAAAUCUGAGCCUGAGGAAGGUGAGGUAUCUGACUCCGACAGUGAUGGUGGUGCGGUGGCGUACGUUGGUAGGUCCGAGGAUGACUCCGACAGUGCCGACUCUGACAGCGGACCAGAGGAAUUCUAUGAUGGUUAUGAUGAUGACAUGUUGGGAGAUGACGAGGACAGGAAGAGGAUGGAGGCAAUGACUGAGAAGGAGCGAGAGAUUGAGUUGUUUAACCGCAUCGAGAAGAGAGAGGUCCUCAAAACAAGGUUUGAGAUUGAGAAAAAGCUGCGACAGGCCAAAAAGAAAGAGCAGAAGAAGAAUGCAAAGAAAGAAUCGCGAUCAACACCGAAGAUCUCGAUUCCUCCCGACAGCAGCAGCAGGAGCAAAGAGAGGAGGAAGACGAUUGAGGAUAAGAAAGAUAAAAAGAUGUCGGCAUUCCAGGAUCUAAAGGCACGCAGGGAGAAGAAAAAGGAGGCACAGGAGGCUCAGGAGAAGGCUAUUGAAAGGAAGAAACUGAAAGCUAGUGAUGUGUAUUCAGACGAUGAUGAUGAUGAUGAAGACAACGAUAGUGACAAGGAAGAAAAACGCUCGCGGUCACAAUCUGGAUCUGGAUCAGAGUCGGAUGGCUCGAGUGCCAGUGGGCGGUAUUCAUCACGGUCCGACUCCGAGGAAGACAUGCCCGCCCCCAGAAAGAGACAGUACAUACAAGCAAAAGAGGAAUUGUCACAAAUCCGACUCUCGCGACACAGACUUGAGAAAUGGUGCCAUAUGCCAUUCUUUGGUAGGACCGUGUCUGGUUGCUAUGUGAGGAUUGGGAUAGGGAACCAUGAAGGUCGGCCUAUUUAUAGGGUGGCAGAGAUUGUUGGUGUUGUUGAAACGGGCAAAAUCUAUCAGCUUGGCAAUACAAGGACAAAUAAAGGGUUAAAGUUAAGGCACGGGUCAGCUGAACGCGUGUAUCGGUUGGAAUUUGUGUCUAACCAAGACUUCUCCGAGAAUGAGUUCUUUAAGUGGAAAGAGACAAUGAUGCUGGGUGGAUUGCUGCUGCCAACGAAGGAUGAAAUCGAACAAAAACUUAAAGAUCUUCGGAAGGCAUCAAAUUAUAGUUAUAAUGAGGAUGAUAUUGAUAAGAUCGUGGAAGACAAACAGAAAUUCAAGAAAAACCCUCACAACUAUGCUGUAAAAAAGACAUCCUUACUGAAGCAAAAGGAUAUGUUUGAAGCCGAAGGAAAUGAAGAAAAGAUCGAGGAAGUAAAGAAAGAAUUAGGAGACUUGGAAGAACGAGCAGUUGAACUGGACAGACGGAGAACUAGUAAUAUUAAUUCUAUAAGUUAUAUAAACGAGCGUAAUCGACGUCGAAAUCUUGACGAGGCCGAGAAAGCUAUCAUGGAGGAGAUGAAAGCUCAACGAGGAGCUGCAGCUGAUCCGUUCACAAGACGGAAAAGUCGGCCUAUGCUUGUAACAAAGGCGCGGGAUCCCGUUCUGGAGGCGCAGCUGAAAUUCAAGAUGGAAAUGGAAAGAAAGAGACAGGCAGCGGAUCAGAAAAAGGUUGAGGAGCACCCGGAUGCUAUGGAGACCAACUCACGCCUCUCAGUGGAUGCUGAGAAGGACAAAGAUAAGCCUAUGGAGGUUCUGGAACCAGAGGUGAAUUACAAGUCGGAGGGGAAUGGACUUCCAGCAUCAUCAGGCAGAUCUGAAGACCUUUAUGAUGUCCAUGACUUCGACAUCAAAAUAGAUCUUGAAGUGCCAUCUGCAGCCUCAGGUAUCACGAUGAUGCCUAAACUCGCCACACAUGGACCUUUAGUAACACCAAAGAGAUCACUUAAUCUAGAAGCCUAUAAAAAGCGAAGAGGUCUCAUAUGAUCUGGCUGUGAUGACUUUAGGGACUUGUUUAUUCAUGUGUUUUAACUUUUAACAAAACCUACUUAUGCCAGUUCAGUUUUGAGCCUUGAAUCGUGGUUGUUCUUGUGUGAACUGUAUAAAACUUGAGAUAACAGGAGCCCGUUUUUCUUACUGGCCUCUGAAACCAGCAAGUAUGGUCUCUUGGUCACAGAAUGUGGGAAAACUGAACUGUAACUUCUCUGGUUUGAAGCCCGUGUGAAGAGAUAUCAACAGCAUUGACAGAAUGGAACAUUAAACAAGCAUUUUUCAGGUUAAUCAGUGUUUACCGAGAACAUUUUUGAGGCUGGAAUUGUUGGUGAUAGAGGCUGCUGGGAACAGCCUUGGAUAUGAAACUGUACACAGCCUGUCAAGGAAGGAGUUGGGAUGGUCUGCGAGUGCGUAGAAGGUGGAACUUUUUUGCAAAAAGGUCACUUAUGGUCAUAUCUCGUUUCAGUAUAAUAAUCGAAUUUUGGCCCGGGCAUCGACUUGCUGUAGAACUGUAUGGUAGUUGUCUAAUGUGUAGAUAAUGUAGUUUGUAAGUCAGGUUCUCCUUUAUAAAUGGCUGGACGGACUUGUGUAGGUGUCAGUGAAUGUAAAUAACUAAAAAUAACUAAAAGAAACACUCUUAAAAAUCAAGCCAAUGUUUUCAAUGAGACAUUAGCCUUUUCCACCCUUCUUAUAGAAAAUUCCAUGGAAAGCACUGGUCUCAACACGCCAGAGUUGAUACAGGCUUCUCCCUUGUGAAUGUCCCUGCGAAGGUGAAUCUCGGGAAACCUUGUGAUUUCAAAGCAUGUAAAGUUUUCAUAAAAAUGUUGAAAUAUUUCCCAAAACCAAUAAUGCAGUACCUUUCGUGAUACAUAUCAAUUCAGUAUUUUGUUACCUUCUGUAGAUUUUUUUCCUUGAUCAAUGAUGGUAUCUUUUACUUGCACGGCUUGCAAAAUUAGUGUUGAAAUUCUUUUGAAAUCAUAUUUGAUGAAGUGUAUGUUUAUGAUAUUGAUGGCUUGGAAAUUGUUGAAAAAUCUGGAAAUGUUCAAAAAUGAAAAAUAAAGUGUUGUGAAAUGAAAAUCUGCAUAUUAGAAUAUUUCUAUUGUAUUUAGCAAGCUAUUAGGUUUUAACUCAAUUGUUUCAUACCUUUACAAAUGCCUUUACCUUUGCUGGCUUAUUUGGAACAUUUUGCUGUAAAUGAAUGUGUUAUUUGAAGACACUGAUUUGGUGAAAAACAAGUGCAAAACCAGCUGUUGAUAUGUUUUAGAAUGAAUGAGACACGCAGAUGUGAUGGUCGUCUGGUAGCCUCCGCCUGAUGGAAGUUUCAAAAGUGACAAUAUAUGUAGAAGAAAGUCUAGUUUUGUGUGGUUGAGCUCAGGAGAUUCUCGUAGAAUGAUUAUGCAUAAUCAAAUGUAAUGUUGAUUGCCAUAUAUUGGAACCUCUGUUUCAACAAACACCUUGUCUGAAGGACACUGAAGUGAGCACAAUUUCAAGGCCUGUUCUAGGAUUUCAGUCAUCAGAGGCAAAAUGCCACCUGGCUUGGGGAGUGGGGGCAAACAUUUGGGCACUUAUUAUCUUGGGGCUGAAGUCUGCACAUUUGUGAACAGAAUAAGAUCCUUUUUAUCAUCUUUGUAAAUAGUCAUAGUCUUUUAUGAAUUUGUAAAUAACUUUUCUACCAGCUAAAGUGUGUUCAUGUACAUAAUCUAACGGUUAGAAUGCUUGUACUCAUUUUGAUGUGAUUUGGUUGAUUCGAACCUGCAGGCUGGAUAUGUUUGAAAUCCUAUCUUUCGCAUCCUGUGCUGGGCAUAGUUUCAAGUUGAUUUGCAGGAGAGAAAAAGUAAAGUCGGCACGCAACCUUAACAAGAAAACAAUCAACUCUUACUCCUUUCAAAGCAGACUUAUAAUGUACAAGUUGGCUUUGUCUUGGACUUGGAAGACUGACUUGGGGAAGCAGUUUUUUGGGCCAUCCCUUAUACAUAUUGGGAAUUUCUGCAAAGUUGAUCGAAGUGUUGUAGAAUUGUAAAUGUACAUGUAUUAAAGAGAACUUUCCUCAGUUGUGCAUGCAAUCGGCUAUAUUCUAAACCUUUCAGUGAUCUCCGACAUCCAGCUUUUCCAGUAUUUUCUCCACUGUACAUAGCUAGCAUAUCAUUACUACAACCAGCACUAGUUGAUAUUCUAGUUCAUUUCGAGUCGCGUGAUUCUGUGUGUAGAUUAUCUAUUGUAAGUGAAAUAAAGUUUGUACCUUAUCUCAA